Molecule: messenger RNA, 8866 nt
Organism: Solenopsis invicta (red fire ant)
Lineage: Eukaryota; Metazoa; Arthropoda; Insecta; Hymenoptera; Formicidae
Gene: Ac3
Product: adenylate cyclase type 3
Exons: 9
Coding region: 2282-5299 (1005 amino acids)
Biological process (GO): intracellular signal transduction; adenylate cyclase-activating G protein-coupled receptor signaling pathway; cAMP biosynthetic process
Molecular function (GO): adenylate cyclase activity
Source: RefSeq, a predicted model, not a curated record
UUCCACCUAAUGAACUUAAAAUGCUAUUUCGGCCCUUCGCCGAGUCACUCCCAUCAACGUGAGUUGAUUUCCUUUUUCCGCGAUUUAUCAGCGGCCAACGCAAUCGAUUGAUUAUCGAGAAACAAUCCAUCCUAUUUGUGACUUCUAAUCCACGUAGUGAUGUAUGUUCCAUCGGUUAAUUGAGGCUCGGACAAGCGCGUCGGAUUUCUUCCCUCUCGUAGCGAGAUCGCGACGAACGCGAUAAAAGAAUCCGCGAACCGUGACUCGAGAGUCAAUCGGAUUAUUGGCAUUUUCAGUAGAGACAGAAUUGGUUCCUGCGACGGUAGGUACGUGAUCCGAGAAAUAGGGAUAGCAAACACAAUCCGUUCCAGUGGUAAGUGAAUUGUUGUAUAAAAAUUCAAUAAGGCGUAAAACAAAACAAAAAACAAUUACAAACGGAAGAAGAAUCGCGUUGACUUACUGAGAACGAAUAAUUGAGAUUAAGAAUGCCGUGCGUAUCGAAGAGUUUAAUCGGAGUUAAAAUCAGAGUCAAUUGGAGUUAAUGGCUCUUCAAAUAAUCUCUUAUUUAGUUGCACUCGCUCGACUUUAAAUAGAUAACCGGAUUGCAAUAAUAUCUCCGGUUAAAGACCAUGAACUAACAAAGAUAUAAACAGAUGAGAGAUAAUGUGUCGCGAAACGAUUGAUCGGUAGGUAUUCUCGGAAUAAUUUUACUAUACAUAGUUAUAAAAUAUCGUUAAACACAAUAAAAAGGAAGACGCAAGGCAAAACAAGAUAUUCCGCAAAUACUGCAAGAACUGGCAUGUAAUUAAACUAAUAAAGACUUGAAUGCACCGAUAAUAAACACAUCAUUUUAAUCUGAUUGAUAUUUUCUUGGUAUUUAUAGCAGAUUAUUAAUCGAAAUUUUAACAACGUACAUUCAAAAAACAAAGUGCAAGUAACUUUCUUUGAAAUCAUGACAAUCUCAUUUAAAGAAUAAAAAUUAAACAUUUGUAAUGGAAAAACUACUGACAGUCGAAUGACUUUGUUUCCAAUUUAGCCUCUUUUAUCGAAAAAAAUGCAUUUGUAAGAAAGAAUUUUAAAUACAUUAUGUAUAAUAUAUCUCAUCUUAUACAUAUUUCAAGGUAUUGAUCCUUUUAUUUCUCUUCUUUUGCUACUUCAUACAAAAUAUAAUACUCGCCGAUCAUCGUAAAGUUUCAACCCCACAUUAAUAACUUUAUUAUCUCUAGAAUUUCCGAACUAAAAAGGAAAGCUGUAUAGCUUAUGCCCAAGGGAUUUACGCGAGCCAAUUGUGCAAGCCUGUCCUAAAAUAAGAACUCGGUUGCUCCGGGAUAAACUCGAGAUAGAAUCAGGAAGAUGAAACCGCGCGUGCGGGGGUGCAGUCAGGUCGACAUAGGUAGGACUGUAAAGGAGGCACAGGUAGGGCCUGGCGUCAACUGCUGGGGUUUGUGGUGGUGAUAUCGACCCGGGUCGGAGGGUCGGGUAGCAGUCAGGAUCGCAAGGCGCACGCCUGGACGUGGACGGGAGCGAGGCGCGAGAAGGAAAGCGGCGCGGGGAGGCAAAAUAGACAGAGAUAAAUAGAUAGAGUGACGCGGAGGGUAGCGAGGAGGGUAGAGAGUAUCGAUGUAUAUACGUAUGUACGAUCGUGGAGGUAGGUCGUACAGAAGAGGUAGUAGGAACCCGCCGGUAGUAGCAACCCGGCUGGCUAGCGCACCCCACACACGGAUGCCAGGCGCCGCAUCCCCGAGAGAGAGAAGCUCAGUCCGGCUCGUCUUGGCGCGCAUGUGUGCGUGUACGUGUGUGCGUGAGUGAUGAGAGAGUGGUGCUCGAUCCGAGUGUAUGUGUGUCGCGUUAUUCUCCAGGUAACAGCUGCGUCAGCGGGCUCGGGGAAAUCCUGAACGCUGAUCGCGUUUCGUUCGGUAGUUCGGUGCUCGGUGCACCAGACUUGGAGUCGCGAACGAGACGAGCUUACGCUCUUAACCCUCAUCCGCCUUCGCCUCUCGUUGAAGAACGUGGCGACGCGACGAGAGGGAUAUCACCCGGGAUUUCAUCCGGGUGUAAGUGUCCACAGAUUGCGAUAUCCCGAAUAACCACGGGGGCGGCUCCAUGUGUAUCCAUGAGGAGAAGAAAGAGAAGGUAGCCGUGAUCGGUCGAUCGUCCCCAUAGAGGAGGACGCGACGGACGCGGUGAUGCGGUAGAGUGUGACGAGAGGAGUAAUGUGACGGUGCGUGGUGCGCGCUCAGCGGAAGACGACGACGACGACGACGACCGUUAAACCGGCGCCAUGUCGCAGCAACAGCAGACCCCGACAAACGAGGAUUCCUACCUGAGCAGUGGCAGGCCGUCGAACUUGCUGAAGACGAGCUUCAGCAGCGCCCGUCUCGAGAAGCUCUAUCGCGCCUCAUCGCUGCAGCAGCGUCGCGGCGGCCUCACGUGCUUCCUGAUGUCGGCAAUCCUGUUUGGCCUCUACAUGGUGACGAUACCGGGUAUGGAGCUGCCGGCACGUUGCGUCAGCGCCGUAUUCAUCCUCCUGAACGGCGUCUUGCUGCUCUGGGUCGAGAGCGGCACCAAAACGCGUAACUCGCUCUGGUCAUUGGUGCCGUGCAUAGUCGGACAGCUGUGGAUCGUGUACCUGCCCGCUCAGCUGUUCCUCAAGUCCACCAAGGUCACGCUGAGGGACAGCCUAGGCUGGAUGCUGCUACUGCUCUAUCUGCUGUUCGCCACCCUACCGCUCAAGCUGUGCCGUUGCAUGUUUCUCGCGUUCGGCAGCGUGCUCGUGUACUUCAGCGCCGUGAUUGGUCUCUCCAGCGCGACGCUGGAGGAUCUUAAAACACUGCCUGUCGACGUUCUGAUCCUGACGCUGACGCUCUUCGCUGGCGCCUGUAUCUUGGGUGCCUGCUGCUACUGCCUGGCGGAGUUCCAGCAGCGCCGCGCAUUUCUGGAGACCAGACAGAGCUUGGAAGUUCAGCUGAUGAUCGAGGAGCAGAGCGCGGAGCAGGAGCGGCUAUUGCUCAGCGUUCUGCCGGAGCACGUGGCGGUUAAGAUGCGGCAGGACCUCGGUGCGUCCCUCGACACGCAGUUCAAGAAGAUCUACAUGUCCAGGCACGAGAACGUGUCGAUACUUUACGCCGACAUAGUCGGCUUCACCGCGAUCUCGUCAACCUAUAGUGCCGGCGAGCUGGUCAAGAUACUCAACGAGCUCUUCGCGCGAUUCGAUCAGCUCAGUGAACGAUACGAGCAAAUGCGCAUCAAGAUCUUGGGGGACUGCUAUUACUGCAUAAGUGGUGCACCCAUCGAAAGGCCAGACCACGCGGUCCUCUGCGUGUACAUGGGACUGUCCAUGGUGGAGGCGAUUAAAUACGUUCAACAAACGACGAACAGCCCCGUCGACAUGAGGGUGGGCAUUCACACGGGUGCGGUACUCGCCGGGGUCCUCGGACAGAGGCAGUGGCAGUUUGACGUUUAUAGCAAGGACGUCGAGCUGGCGAACAAGAUGGAGAGCAGCGGAAGAGCGGGGAGGGUACACAUCUCGAAUGCAACGUUGAGCUUCCUAAAUGGAGAAUUCGAGGUCGAGCCGGCGCACGGGGAGGAUCGGGAAGAGGCACUCCAGAAAGCUGGCCUCGUCACUUACUUUAUCGUGAAAGCCUUGAAACCAUUUAAGCCAGCGGUGACAAAAAGCCUCGCAUCGCUGAACGCGGACGCGGAAAACUCGCAGAGAAUAAUAGAGAAUAUGCAAGACAAGAUGGAUCAUAUUCGAGAGGAUUCCGAGGAAUUUCAGCAGCGCCUCAGGAAGAAGCUGGACAGUAGAGGUGGUGGUACCGACCUGAAAGGUCACGCCUCCUGGUUGACCCUACGGUUCAAGGAUCCAAACGUGGAGACAGCGUUCCACAGCGUCGAGGAGGCCUUCUCGCCCCUGUCGCUUCUCGGCGGACCUCUGGUCACGAUGUGCGCGGCCCCGGCCUGGAGGCUGCAACCUUGGGGACCGUUCACGUGGGGUGGCGCCGGGGUAGUCGCCCUCUUCGGCGUCGUGUUGGCCGGAGCUACCUGCCUGGGCAGUGCGGUCAGGGCGACAUGGCUCAGAAGCACCCUCGCACUCCUGAUGACGUUCUCCCUCAUAAUCUUCCUGCUGUUAGAUAUGACCAACUGCGUGAUCAUUGACGACAUCGAGCCACCGAAGAACACCUCGAUAAACUGGUCCUCGCGAUGCCCGUAUCCUUCUUAUUAUUCGUACAUCGGCGUCCUCGCGCUAAUUGCUAUCUCGAUGCCGACGUACCUCUGUUACCCGACCAAGGCGUGCCUGAUGUACUUCCUUGCCGGUGCGCAGUCAUGCAUCAAUGCCCUAUUCCUCGGAUCGAGCCUCGACAGGGAGGAUAAGGCAUCGAACCAGGAAUCCGUGCCCUUUCCGCUGAAAUAUUCGCUGACGACCACCUUGUUCACCAUUGCGAAUGCGCUAAUCAUCGUGUCGAGAUACGCAGAGAAGGCGCGAAGAAUGUUGUAUCUGCGAGGACGAGAGGUUAUCGCGCAAAGAGAACGAGCGGCGGACAUGAAGCGAAGAAAUGGUGCGCUGAUAUACAAUAUCCUACCGUCUCACGUGGCCACUUAUUUCCUAUCACACGCGAGGCACUACGACGAUCUCUACAGCCAAAGCUAUGCCGAGGUGGGCGUACUGUUCGCCAGUAUGCCGAACUUCGCGGACUUCUACAGCGAGGAGAGCAUCAACAAUCAAGGCCUCGAGUGCCUCAGGUUCCUGAACGAAGUUAUCUCCGACUUUGACGCCAUCCUCGAUCAGAAAAAAUUCAAGAGCAUCAUCAAGAUCAAGACGAUAGGAUCGACCUAUAUGGCCGCUUCGGGCAUAACCGAGGUGCAGUCGGUGCAGUCGGAGGAUGGCCCGCAGUGGGGCCACCUCGUCACUCUCGUGGAGUUUGCCCUGGAGCUUAAGAAGGCCCUGUCGAGCAUCAACGAGCAGAGCUUUAAUCACUUCGUUCUGAAAAUGGGCAUCAAUCAUGGACCGGUGACUGCCGGUGUCAUCGGCGCGCGGAAGCCUCACUAUGACAUUUGGGGCAACACCGUCAAUGUCGCGUCGAGGAUGGAGAGCACGGGGAAAGUCGGUUGCAUUCAGGUCACCGACGAGACGCGGAAGAUACUGGAGCCGUUCGGUUUCGGCUUUGAGCAACGAGGUCUCGUCUUCGUCAAAGGCAAGGGACAGCUCUUAACGCACUACCUUAUCUCCAAGGACGGAGUUUUCCUCGAUCUCGACAGCGAUCUGCCCGUUGAACCUAUCCACCCGAUAAUCUAUCAGUAAUGUACUUCGAAGGCUCUAACUCGAACGAGAAACAACCCUUCGCCGGGGGUUGUACGCAAGAACCCGUUACGAUUUUUCUCGGGGCAGGUAUCGGGCUGGACGUUUCGAGGGAAGCUAAACGUCCAACCCGAUAGUUUCUGGAUGCUGGUGAACCACACGAAUCGUAAAUUAGACGACAUCUCUGUACACCGAACGAAUUUUCUUCAAGGACGUUCGGCAAAGCUAAAUGUGUAUUGUCGUAGAGAACUCUCUAAAUGUUAGCGUUCUCGUGUCUCUGAAGGUGGAAACGGCACGUGGUAGGAAGGGAAGAGGACAAGGAGGCUCGGUGAGGGACGGGAUCGACGCCCGGGAUCGUUCGCGAUUGUCCGCGAGUGUCAUUGUACGUCGCCAUAUCAUCAUCCAUCAUCCAUAAUCAAUUAACGCGAAGGGGGAAGUUUGUACACAGCUGCCGCCGACUUUUCAUUGUCACAAAGUUCGCACGUUCACACGCGCACACACACACACACAUACACACACACGCGCGCACGCACGCACGCACGCAUGCACACACAAGGAUAACGCGUGCGCGCGUGUUUUACGAUCGGCGAGGGUGCGUUGAAUUCACAGGGUAUAUUUGAAACAAAAGAAAAAAAAGUCAUAGAUUUAGAGAACACAUUGGUCUGAAGACGCGAAUGAAAAACGAUAUUUUGAUGUCGCCGUGUAAAUAGCAAUAGAUCCGUAGGAGAGAAACAGUUGUAAUAUAGUAACAGAUGGAACGCGUCGUCUCGAGAGGAUCCGGAGAUAACGUAGAGGUAAUUCACUUCGUGUGUGGUGAGUCUCGUGUUCUAGGGCUAAACUUUCUUUUUUCCAAGUUUCGCACUCCGAUCGGACACGGUCGCUGACGCGGAAGCUGCGCGAGAAACGAUUCGCGAAUUCUGUCGUUGGUAUCAGCACCCUCUCAUUAGUAUCGAAUCCUCCCUUAGUGCGAGCAAUAAUUCAAAGAAUUGUCACCUACAGCUCGCGAAAUAGCUCUUCGUCAAUUUCCGUGCCUGAUCUACACACAUACACACACACACACACACACACACACACACACACAACUCGAAUUCAAUCUGCGAUAUUUCAUCGCCGACCAUACGAGGAGACAAGGAGAAUCUUAGCGGACGAGAGAAAAAGAGGGAGAGAGGAGUUGCUCGUUCUCGCGUCACCACUUCCGGUUAUCAGUGACGUUUCGUAUGGCAUAAUUUUGUUACCGUUUAUUCGAUUGCAAAUCAACGAUCUAGCGCGUGCAACGUCUUUUUAGAAGUCUUAGAGAACUGUAUUCUUCCGGAUACACGUCAUCCGUAGAGCGCACAGGAGAUAUAUAUGUCUAUCGGAGACAGUAUAUAUAUAUAUAUAUAUAUAUAUAUAUAUAUAUAUAUAUAUAUAUAUAUAUAUAUAUAUAUGAAUAUAUUAUAUAUAUAACGGUGGUACUUGUGACAAAAUGAAAAUAUAAGAACACUAGGGAACUAUAAAUGUGCGCGAUAUAAAAAAAAAACGCAAGAGGAAAAAAACGAACACAUCGCCGAUACGGUAGUAAUUUAUUUUUCUACAGUCGCCGAGAGUUUAUCGCAAACCAAGAUGAUUCGAGUACGUGCGUAACGCACACGAGGAACCUUAAAUGAAAUUUUCUACUGACUCUUUCGUUACGUACGACGGCAUGAAUCUCAGCACAAAAGAGAGAACGUCUCCUCUCGCGCGUAUUCAAGGGUAAUUUAUGCUCGCUCGCUCUUGACGAGACUCACGUGACAAUUCGAGUAAGCUACAGCGCAAUUUGCGGCCGCGUUGAAUGUAACGAGAGGGUUGUGGGAACAUGAAAGCAUCGAGAGAGAAUGAGAGAGUGGGUGUGAACAUUGAAAGAUUGAAUGGGAGAUACGAAAACAAGUAGGUAUCGGCCUAAACGCGAGUUAAGCUAAGCAAAACGUCAAAAAAUGGACCUCCUCAUUUGAAAAGAGAGAGAGAGAGAAAGAGGAAAAGAGAGAGAGAGAGAGAGAGAGAGAGAGAGAAAUGGAGAAAGAGAGAGAAGCGAUGUACUUCCAAAUCGUUUCACGAAUCGCGUACUUCCAUAUCCGGCCGACUUCUCGCCCGCACAAUCAUGCAUAUACGCAACAAACACGCGAAAUCGACGUGCACACGCGGAGACGCAUCGACUAGCACGUUAAAGUACACACGCGUAUGUAGAUCGGAGAGUUAUCUUGUAAGAUAGCAAUAAACGGACUCUCUUUCGCGUACAUAUGCUAUAUUUUUAUGGGUCGAUAGGCAGGAAACGUGGAUGGCUCGACGUGUAACGUAAACCAUCUAUAAAAAGUUGAUCAAUUAAGAGAAAUUAAUAGAGGUUCAUUUUUUUGUAAAGUUCCGAGAUCUCAAUCCUCGAGAGAUUUAAGAACUUUGUAAAAAAAUAUCUUUCACUCUUCCUUCACUUUUUUUCGUUAGAAGGAAUCCAAAGGGCUGUCGUUGCGUAAAGAAUAAAAAAAAAUAUAUAUAUAAUAGAAAAAUAUUCAAAAAUGUUUAAAUCUCUGACAUCAAAGAUUCUAGGAGAGAUUCUACCUCGCAGAUGGAAUUUCUAUUAAUUCCUCUUGAUCCAUUUAUUUUUUUGCGGAUGAUGUAGGACGCGCAAAAAUGAUCCGCGUGUAAUCGUGUAAUAGUCAUGUAAGGAGAAUAUAUCACUGUUGAUAUGUUAGCACUUUAAAUGUGACGGGUCAAAUUCGGAGCAAGUGAGAAAAAGGGAACUUGUAAAACUUUCGACUUUCUAGCGCGGCAGGCGCAACUGCACGCGAAAAUCCGAGGGUGACAUGUAAAAACUACGCGAGAAACCCCACUCCUGCGUCGGCGAGAUAAUAAAUGGCGUCUUUGCCUACGAGAAAAUAUGGUAUUUUCCUCUUUUUUUUUUGUUCCAAACAGAAGUGCUCGCGCCACUUUCAAGAUUUAUUCAUCGAGAGAGAUCAUUAUUAUUUAUCUUUCUGUAAACUACAUUUGUAUACGGGAUUCACGAGCUCUUUGUUGUUGGUGCUUAAGACAUGCCUGCUUCGAGAUGCCUGAACAUAGUUUAUCUUUAGAGAGGGAUAAAAUAACUAACACACACACACACACACACACACACACACACACACACACACACACACGUUUUUAUAACAAAAUUCUAUCGAGACAGCAUAAAAAUGAAAUGAGCUUUAAACGUCAAUGGAUUGGCCUAAUAAGCGCUUAGCAUUUCGGAAGUCGCAAGUAAUUUAUUCACGAACUCGAGAGAUAAAGUAAAAAUCGUGAAUUUUUCCAAACUUGUUAUAUAUAUAUACACACGUACAUGUAAGUCUGAAAAUUUUUAUCGGUAUCUUGGAGCAGGGCAUUGUCAUCUUUCAGAACAACUCUCUCUCGCAGUUGCUUCAUGAAAUCAAGUCCAACUCUUAAGUGUCUAGGAUUAUACCAAUCAAAGACAACAGGAGUAGCAAAUGUUAGUAUUAAAGACGACGUUAAAUAUCUUUGUAAAUAAAUUUCGAAUUAGAAUUCUGUGAGUUUUUUUGUGAAAAAGAAAAGUAAAGUGAAAUUAAUGAA